GUAAGGAAAGUGACUAAAGCUGUCCUGGACGGUGGGCUGAGCUAAGGCUGCACGCCAAUCAAGCUCAAGGCAGGUAGAGAGAUGAAGGGAAAGCGAGAGAGAGAGAGAGGCAGGCACUCACAGGGAGAGGGAGAGGAGGAGCGCGAGAUUAGGACAGCGCGUGGCAGCGCUGAAAAGAGGGAUAAAGCCUGCGCGAGCGUCGCAGUUUACUCACACCUCACGAGCGGGUUCACGCCACAGUUAAAGAAAAAACUCCGGUACUUUCAGCGCGAACUUCCCGGAAUUACCUGAGUGAGGAAAAAAUGAAAAUGUUUCUGCUGCGUGGGAUAAAUCGAUCCAAUUUGUGACGGGGUAACUUAUUCUUGACGCGACUGGGAAACCCCGACAAAGUCAGAGGUUCAGCAGCAAAAAAAAAAAAAUUCCAAGCAUGGACAAGGCUCAUCUUUCAAGCCCCAAUGAAAUAAUAAUGACAAACUCAACAGGCUCUUAUCAACAGGAGCCUCUCACUCCACCCAGGCCUGCCCAUCUGCACUCCUCAUCCUCUUCAUUAUCCUCCCCUUCCCCUUCAUCCUCCUCUCCCCUCAAACCCAACCAGGUGGGUCAGGUCAUCUUGUACGGCGUUCCUAUUGUGUCACUCGUCAUUGACAACAAUGAGAGACUUUGUCUGGCACAGAUUUCAAACACUCUUUUGAAGAACUACAGUUAUAACGAGAUUCAUAACCGCCGAGUGGCCCUAGGGAUCACCUGUGUCCAGUGCACUCCAGUUCAGCUGGAGAUCCUCCGUAGGGCCGGUGCCAUGCCCAUCUCGUCACGCCGGUGCGGCAUGAUCACCAAGCGUGAAGCCGAGCGCCUGUGCAAGUCCUUCCUGGGAGAAAACUCACCCCCUAAACUGCCCGACAAUUUUGCCUUCGACGUGACACACGAGUGCGCCUGGGGUUGCCGGGGUAACUUCAUACCAGCGCGCUACAACAGCUCAAGGGCCAAAUGCAUCAAGUGCUCCUUUUGCAACAUGUACUUUUCUCCAAACAAGUUCAUUUUCCAUUCUCACCGCACACCAGACGCCAAGUACACCCAACCUGAUGCUGCCAACUUCAACUCCUGGCGAAGGCACCUCAGACUGACAGACAAAAUUCCACCGGAUGAGUUGGUUUACGCAUGGGAAGAUGUCAAAGCCAUGUUCAAUGGAGGUAGCCGGAAGAGAGCACUGCCGUCAUCUGUCCAGUGCGCUUCCAUGGGUCCCAUGAAGAGUCUCCCAGGUACAGUGGUACCUCAUAUGAUAGGACCUGACCUGGGUGCACAGAAAAGAGCCCGCUUUGAGGAUGAGGAUGAUCUGGACGGAGGCAGCCUCUCUCCUCGUAAAACACCACGCAACUACCCUGUCAUCCCUGUCCCAAGCAAAGGCUUCAGCAUGCUGCAGAAGUUCCCCCCUACAUCACUCUUCCCAUCGCCUUACCCCUUCCCUGCGUUUGGCCUCUGCCAGCAGAAAAAGGAGGACAGUGAUGUUUCAACUGUUCAGAAAGGGCCAGGGCUUUCGGGUCUUUUAUGGCCUGGCCGCAAAGACGCUUUCUAUCCUCCUUUCUGUAUGUUUUGGCCCCCGAGAGCAGCUGGGGGGAUUCCAGUACCUACCUACCUUCAGCCUCAGCCCAGCACCCUUUCCACUCUAACUGAAAACCCAUCUCUCAGGCAGGCCUUUUUGGAUCUGUCAGAUCCUAGUGAUGCUGGAACUGUAAGCAGCAAUGGGAAUGCUGUCAGUGCUGCUAUGGCCCCCAGCAAUGGGACCACCACACCAAGAUCCGGGUUGUUUGACACUGAGUGCACGACAGCAACCCCAGACCUUCGCCCUGUGACGUCAGAGGGAUGGCUAAAACUUCUAGAAAACCCAGCUCUCCAAACGAGGAAGCCCAGCUAUGGCUCUGCCUUUCGCCCAGUUGUCAAGGAUGCAGAGAGCAUCGCCAAGCUCCACGGCAACAGCGGAGGAGUCAAUGGAGCAACAGAUGAGGACUUUGCAGUCGUGGUUCCCGGAUCAGACCGACACCAGCGGCUGUCGCCCACCAGCAGCUGCAGCUAUGGCAGUGAAAGCGGAGGUGAUGGGGAAGCAGAGGGAGCAGAGAGUGAGGAAGAGGGUGAAGUGGAUGUGGAGUCUUCAAAGCAAGAGGAUGAGGAGGAGGAGGGGAACUUCACAAAUAGGCCGCCACAGACUCAGACCAACCUGUAUCUCCCUGUUCUGAGUGACAGUGCUGGAGAGGAACGAGGGAAGGACAGGGGGAGUGGCGCAAUUUUUCCCAGCACCUCCCCGGGAUCCUCCUCGAAUCCCAUUGUACAGGAGUCCCCCAGCCUACCUGCCUCUCCACACGCCAGCUUGCCUCUCUCCAGCUCCACCCCACCCCACCGAGAGGACACAGCUUACAAAAACGCUCAGAAAAAUCGAGAUGAAGGACUGCCUGCAUAUGCAACCAAAGACAAUUCAAGCAAUUCUGAUGAAAACAAAGAGCAGAGAAGUUUCUUUGUGCCAGAGAGUGAAACCUCAGCGCCUGACUACUGGAGAGAGUGCACAGGGGAUCAGAGCAGAGGCGCAACCUCUCCUGUCACACUGAAGAAGGAUGUUGAAAAUAUGGAGAAAGAAGAACUUCAGAAAGUUCUCCUGGAGCAGAUCGACUUCAGGAGGAGACUGGAGCAGGAGUUUCAUGCCCUAAAAGGAACUUCCCCAUUUCCUGUCUUCCAUAAUUUUCAAGAUCAGAUGAAACGAGAGCUCGCCUACAGAGAAGAAAUGGUCCAACAGUUACAGAUGAUUCCCUACACCAACAUCAUCAGAAAAGAAAAGAUCAGCCCUCAUCUUGGCAAGUAGCUGAAAAGGGUGAAUCAUUACGAUCAACAGGACGAAGCUGCUUGGACUUGUGAAAGUCGCAUAUUUUUUUCAUAAAAGGCACAUACUGUACUGACAUAAAAGGAGGUAUACUGUAAAUGAACAAAACACCAACAUUAAGGAAUUCCAAUGCAAUUAUAUAUAUUUACACAUUUUUGGGAUUUCCAAGGACAGUAACUGUUUGACUCAUUCCUUCAAUUCUUCUGAACUCAUUUGGAUGACUUCAUGCUGCUUUUGUACCAGCAUGUUGGUAAAUGUUUACCAACUGUUUCAUCUUCUCUUGGUCAACUUUCCCCCCUCACACUCGCAAAUUAACUGAACUGAAAACAUCUGGAUCAACGGGACCAUUCUUGGUAUUUUGCUAUUGCAAGAUUUCAAGCUUCAUUCAACCAGGACCAAAGCAAGCACCUGGAUGAAGAACGUCAAAAAGGUGGAGACAAAAUGCUGAAAGACUUGUGACUCUCAUUGCUGUUGGUUGAAUGCACUGGACUGCUGUAGCAUUGGCAUCACCAACCAGAGAGCCUGAAGAAAAGUUCCCCUUAUUAAGUAUCAGCAUUUGGGCCCAAAGAGAUUCUUCUUGGCAUGUUGAUCUGGGACCAGUCCUUUUGUACACAGAUCAUCAUUGUUACCAAUUAUCAGCAAACACAUGUGAUACAAGCUCUGAUUGAUGUCUAAGUAAGGUGCAGAGCCAACAAGAGAACAAAAAAUUUUACAUUUUGAAUUCCCAAAAAGGGUUCACAUGCUGAAAAUGUACAGUCACCAUCAUUUCUGUAAUGUACAAACAAUGAAUCACUGCAGAUGUAACGCCCUUGUCAAUAUUCAGUGUAUCACAUUUGUUAGUACAUAUUUUAUUUAUACAUGCAAAGUUACCCUAAAAAAUGUAUUUCAUUCACUAUCAUAUUUAUUCUGUAUGUGUUUAUAGCAGCUGAAAGGCACCGAUUCAGAUUUUUACCACCUCAAGAACUUUAAGUAAAAGUAUUAUGUUACCAUCAGCUAAUAGAUGCUGAUAAGGUAGUUGUAAGGCCAUCUCCAAGCACCUGGUUAAUGUAUGGCCAGCAAGGAGAAAACUGCAGUUCAUUCUUGUUGUGUAUCUAUUUGUAAAUUACUUCACCUAACUGUAUAAAUCAUCACACAUGAGAGUAUUGAAUCUUACAGUCUUUUUAUGUGUUUAUUUAUUUAUAAUUUGAAAAUAAAAUCCUGAGACCCUUGUUGUGAAAAUAUUAUUAUAGAUUUUAAAGAAGUUGUAAGAGACUCAAUAACAAUGAUUAUUAAGAUGGUGUGUUUAAGUGUAUGUAAAAAAAAAAAGUACAAAUGACAUCUCCCCCACCUGGUUUAUAGAAUGAAUGGAUGAAGUUGUCAUUUACUGAUAUGUUAUUAUCAUAACCUGUUAA
Messenger RNA from Xiphophorus maculatus (southern platyfish), 4254 nucleotides. It is a transcript of the gene skor2, whose product is annotated as SKI family transcriptional corepressor 2. The transcript has 9 exons. Gene Ontology annotation, biological process: negative regulation of transcription by RNA polymerase II; negative regulation of BMP signaling pathway. NCBI's taxonomy places the organism in Eukaryota, Metazoa, Chordata, Actinopteri, Cyprinodontiformes, Poeciliidae. The record is from RefSeq and is a predicted model, not a curated record. Bases 428 to 2845 code for a protein of 805 amino acids. Gene Ontology annotation, molecular function: SMAD binding; DNA-binding transcription factor activity, RNA polymerase II-specific; RNA polymerase II cis-regulatory region sequence-specific DNA binding. Gene Ontology annotation, cellular component: transcription regulator complex; nucleus.